Molecule: messenger RNA, 1406 nt
Organism: Sabethes cyaneus
Lineage: Eukaryota; Metazoa; Arthropoda; Insecta; Diptera; Culicidae
Gene: RpL23A
Product: transcriptional regulatory protein AlgP
Exons: 4
Coding region: 15-1259 (414 amino acids)
Biological process (GO): translation; ribosomal large subunit assembly
Cellular component (GO): ribosome; cytosolic large ribosomal subunit
Molecular function (GO): rRNA binding; structural constituent of ribosome
Source: RefSeq, a predicted model, not a curated record
UUUCCAUCACAAGUAUGGCUCCGAAGAAACCGUCUGAGAAGCCCGCGGGCCAACCGGCCGAGAAAAAAGAGAAGAAACCUGCAGCCGCUGCUUCGGCAGCGUCGGGUUCCAAGCCUGCUGCAGCUGAAAAGAAACCAGCCCCCGAGAAAAAACCGGCUGCUGAGAAGAAAGCACCAGCCCCUGAGAAGAAGGCCGCGGCACCUGAAAAGAAACCUGCCGCUGAGAAGAAGGCUGCUCCCGAAAAGAAACCGGCAGCUGCUGAGAAGAAAGCUGCCCCGGAAAAGAAGCCAGCCGAGAAGAAAUCCGCUGAAAAACGUCCUGCUCCAGCCGAAACUAAAGCACCGGCUCCGGAAAAGAAGAAGGCUACUGAGAGCAAAAAGACUCCAGCGGCUGCCCCUAAGCCCGAGGCGAAAAAGGAUGCUAAGAAGGGAGCUACUGCUGCUGCGGCUGGUUCUGCAGGAGCCGCGAAGAAACCGGCUGCUGCAGGAGGAGCCAAGAAGUCAGCUGCUGCAACUGCCGCUUCUGCCAAGAAGGCUGCCGAUGCUGCUGCCAAGGCAAAGAAAACCGCUGCCGGUGAUAAGAAGGCUGCGGCCAAAAAGCCUGCAGUCAAGAAACCGGCUGCCAAGAAGGGAGCACCUGCCGCCAAGAAACCUGGUACUGCUACCGCUAAGAAGGCAACAACCACUGGUAAGAAACCAGUAGCCGGUAAGAAGCCAGUUGCUGGAAAGGGUGCUGCCGGUAAGAAACCGGUUGCCAAGAAGCCUGCUGCUGCCAAAGGCGACAAGAAGGCCGUCGAAGCUAAGGUUCAGAAGGGAGCAGCCAAAGCUCGUGCUGCCGCUCUGCUGAGGGCCAAGCGUACCAAGACUAAGGUCGUCAAGGGACCGUUUGGAACUGCACUGCGGAAAAUCCGCACCACGGUUAAGUUCCGUCGGCCACGCACCUUGAAGUUGCCGCGUAACCCCAAGUUCCCCAGGAAGUCAGUCCCAACCCGCAGCCGUAUGGAUGCGUACAACAUCAUCAAAUACCCACUGACAACCGAAGCGGCGAUGAAGAAAAUCGAGGACAACAACACGCUGGUGUUCCUGAUCCAUCUGCGUGCUAACAAGAACCACGUUAAAGCCGCCGUUAAGAAGCUUUACGACAUUAAGGUGUCCAAGAUUAACACCUUGGUGCGACCGGACGGCAAGAAGAAGGCGUACGUGCGGCUGGCUCGGGACUACGAUGCAUUGGAUAUCGCCAACAAGAUCGGUAUCAUCUAAAUGCAGUUUUUGUUUUGCUUUUGCUAUUGAUAAGUUCUGACUGCCGAGAGCGGUCGGAAACGUAAAAUAAUAUUCCAAACUCAAGAAGCGAGAUGAAAGUGCUGAGUUUUGCGCGAAGUAAGAAAAAUAUAAGAUUUACAAAAAUCA